AUUCUGUGCAUUAGAACAAAGUUGAAUACAUCAUGAUAUUGGCUUCUUCUUCUCUAUAAUCAUUAUUGUAUUGAACUGGACGUUCCAAAUCCAAUUACAGGGAAUAUCUAGUCUGGAUGAUAUAAUACUCCUCAUAAUUUAUUCAUAAAUUUUCCCCUAUUCCGUGCGGUUGAAAUAAGUUCAUGAAUGACGUGGUAGAAAAUGGAACAUCAAUAGUUCGAUCUCUCAGACAUUUCACGUUUCACGGUAUAUACGAACAGUUGAUACCCAGUGAAGUCUCUGAUUCUUUGUGUGUUUACUUGGUCUGGUUUUUGAACCCAUGGGUCAACAACUCUAGGUGCUAAUAGAUCACGGGUUAUUAGUAAAGAAAGUAUCUAUUCUAAAUUUACUGUCAAUGGGUCUCGAAGAUGCCUAUCAAAUAAUCCAGAGCAGGAUCUGAACAACAUGGGAGCACGUUGAACUAAGCCAUAUCACCUGGUAUCAACAAUCGAAUAACAAAUAGAUGGCUUACCCUUCAACAACAGAACCACAGUCUGGAUAUAUCUAGCUAUCGCAUAUCAUGUUUUAAUUAUUGAGUGAUGGGAAUAAAGUCCUCAGAGAUCUAUGUAAAUAAGAGUGGAUACGGCCAUCUCUUAUCAGUCGGCCUAUGGUAGAUAGUGAUGUUUAUACAUCUGAGUCUGAAGGAUUCAAGACUAUCAUCCACCAUUUGAUAUUGUUAAUUUAUUAAGGCGUCAUAUUAUGCAGAAACAAUGACCAGCGGAGACAUUACUGGUUUUGAUCUGAAUUUGGUUCUAUUCAUAAUCAAAUCAUGUGCCACAGUUUUCGAUUUUUUGACAUAUCCUUUUUAUUUUCUUCUUCAAAAACCAUGGAGAGCUACCAACUUGUCCAAUAUGCAGAAGGCGAUUGCUAUUCAUCGAGAUGAGAAGUCGAUUACUCUCAGGUGCACAAAGCAGCCAACUGAAUUCCACAUUGAACUUCUCAAAAAUAACAUUGAUACUAUGGCUAAACUUUCGGUAUAUGCAGCAGAAAAACACAGUGAGAAACGGUGUCUGGGUACAAGAAAAAUUCUAGGCGAAGACGACGAAGUUCAACCAAAUGGUAAAGUAUUCAAAAAGUUCCACCUGGGAGAAUAUGAAUGGAAGUCCUACAAGGAAGUUAAUCUUCUGGCUCUGAACUUCGGGCAAGGUCUCCUAGAAAUGGGAAACGAACCCGGCAAGAACAUGGUCAUCCUGGCUGAAACCAGGGCCGAGUGGAUCAUUGCUGCCUACGCCCUCUUCAGGCAAUCCAUCCCUCUGGUGACAGUUUAUGCCACCCUGGGGGAUGAGGCCAUCGCGCAUGCCAUAAACGAAACCGAAGCCCAAACGGUUAUCACCACUUUCACUUUGUUGGCGAAAUUCAGGGGUAUUUUGAAGCUGACGCCCGGAGUCAGGACUUUGGUGUAUAUGGAGGACCAGUUGGAGAGAGUGGGGAGUACUGAUGAUUUUGAUAAUCGUGUGAACAUCGUCUCUUUUGGACAUGUUCUGGAUCUGGGUGCAAAGUCCGAGAAAGGGGAACAUCACCCAACGCCACAAGACACUGCCAUAAUAAUGUACACCAGCGGUUCUACCGGUGUUCCCAAGGGAGUAAUUCUGACCCAUGAGAACAUGAUGACUGCCGUUCGCGGAUUUUGCGACGUUGCCGAAUUGUAUCCGUACAAAGACGUCCUGAUCGGUUACUUGCCAUUGGCCCACGUCUACGAACUGUUGGUGGAAAACGCUUUUCUUUUCAUCGGAAUUCGGGUGGGAUAUUCCAGUGCUUUGACCAUGUUGGAUUCUUCGAGCAAAAUCAAAAGGGGCACUCUCGGAGACGCCUCGAUAUUGCGGCCUACGCUCAUGACCUCUGUGCCGUUGAUUUUAGAUAGAAUUUCGAAAAGUGUACAAGAAAAAGUAACUGCUAGUAGUUCUUUCAAAAGAAUGAUUUUCAAUUUUGGCUGUGGCUAUAAACAACAUUGGACAAGUAGAGGAUUUUCUACGCCAAUAAUAGACAGGGUGAUUUUUGGACCAGUUAAGAAAAUUGUGGGUGGACGACUGAGGAUUAUCACGUCCGGUGGAGCCCCUCUAUCAGCAGAUACCCAAAAAUUGGUCAAAACUUGCUUAUGCACUGACAUUAUCGCAGGCUACGGUUUGACAGAAACUACUUCAUGUGCAACUACUAGUGAAGAUUUUGAUUUAUCUUUUGGUCACGUUGGCGCUCCGAUCACUACGGCUCAAGUCAAGUUAGUGAAUUGGGAGGAAGGUCGAUAUUUCGUCACGGACAAGCCUUAUCCGAGGGGGGAAAUAUUGAUAGGGGGACAUUGUGUCGGUAAAGGGUACUACAAAAUGACGAAGAACAUGAAUGAUGACUUUUUCGAAGAAAAUGGACAGAGGUGGUUCAGAACAGGCGAUAUCGGAGAGAUACGAGAACGUGGAGUCCUCAAAAUCAUAGAUCGCAAGAAGGACCUCGUCAAGCUGCAAGCAGGCGAAUACGUGUCCUUGGGCAAAGUGGAGUCCGAGCUAGGCACGCACUCGCUGGUCGAGAACGUGUGCGUGUACGGGAAAUCGACGAAGAAUAGCUGCGUUGCGCUGAUCGCCCCCAACAAGGCGAAGUUGGCGGCGUUCGCGGAGGCGAGGGGCGUCGUGGGCCGGACGUUCGACCGGAUUUGCGCAGACUCCGGGGUGGUCAAGGCGGUGUUGCAGAGCGUCACCGAACACGGGCUGAGAGGUAAAUUGGAGAAAUUCGAAGUCCCAGCUGCCAUUACCUUGGUGCCAGAUGUCUGGAGUCCAGAAAUGGGAUUAGUAUCGGCAACCCUGAAGGUGAAGAGGAAAGCCAUUGAAGAUUAUUAUAAAAAAGAAAUUUACUCCAUGUAUUCGAAUUUAAAUUGAAACAACGAUUAUUUUAUGUUUAUUAUUUUUAAAGAAUUAUAUUUUUUAUUGAGAUUUUAUUGAUAAAAUGUUAUUUACUGGUAUCCAGUUUAAUUUACCAAUUCCACAGAGACUGUUAUACC
Molecule: messenger RNA, 3022 nt
Organism: Phaedon cochleariae (mustard beetle)
Lineage: Eukaryota; Metazoa; Arthropoda; Insecta; Coleoptera; Chrysomelidae
Source: the annotation of a GenBank genome assembly